AUGUGGUUCUCUAAGUUUAUUGUUUUCAUUUCCAUGACAGUAGUAGUUUGUUCUAGUUUGAUCAGUGCUAAGGAUUGUAAGUCAAAUGUUGUUUCACAUACAAUCUUUGUAGAUCAGUCUGGCACUUCAAAUUUUACCACAAUUCAAGCCGCAAUUGAUUCUGUUCCCUCCAAAAAUUCUCGAUGGAUUCGAAUUUUUGUUCAAGCUGGUUUUUAUAGAGAACAAGUAACAAUAGAAAAAGACAAAUCAUGUAUUCUCCUGGAAGGAGUUAGCAGGGGAUCGACAUACAUUCAAUAUGAUGCCCAUCAUGCAACAAAUACUAGUGCUACUUUCCAUUUAAUGGCUGAUAAUUUUGUUGCAAAAAAUAUUUCCUUUGAGAACAUAUAUAACCUUGGGCCAAAUCAUCCCACUCAUACACCAGCAGUUGCAGCUUUAAUUCGUGGGGAUAAAGCUAGUUUCCAUUCAUGCAGUUUUAAAAGUUUGCAAGAUACAUUGUGGGAUGAACGAGGCCGGCAUUACUUCAGCUCAUGUUUCAUCCAAGGCGCAAUAGAUUUCAUCUUCGGUGGUGGCCAGUCUCUUUAUGAGCAAUGCGUUAUAACUGUUACUGCUAGGGAUGCAAAUCUGCCGAAUGGUUCAAGUGGUUAUAUAACAGCUCAAAGAAGAUACUCACCAAAUGAUCCAAAUGGCUUUGUGUUCAAAAGUGCAACUGUGGUAGGAAAUGGUCGAGCAUAUCUUGGAAGGGCUUGGGGACCUUAUUCCAGAGUUAUAUUUGCAAGGUCAUCAUUAUCCAAGGUUGUGGAUCCAAUUGGAUGGGACGCUUGGUACUUUGUUGGCCAUGAGAGAAACCUUACAUAUGUGGAGGCUGAUUGCACUGGAAAGGGAUCGAAUACCUCGAAGCGUGUGAAAUGGGAGAAGAAGAUGAACUCCUCCCAGUUGAGGCAAUUUAUCAACUUAUCAUUUAUUGAUCAACCAGAAGGAUGGGUUGAAAAACAACCCUUAUAA
Molecule: messenger RNA, 1002 nt
Organism: Macadamia integrifolia
Lineage: Eukaryota; Viridiplantae; Streptophyta; Magnoliopsida; Proteales; Proteaceae
Product: probable pectinesterase 29
Exons: 5
Coding region: 1-1002 (333 amino acids)
Biological process (GO): cell wall modification
Molecular function (GO): pectinesterase activity
Source: RefSeq, a predicted model, not a curated record